GAAGCUCAAGCUUGGGAAUAUUAUUGAAAUGCUCGAUUCCUUUGAGAACGAACGAGAGUUUUGUGUUGUCACUGAGUUUGUCCAAGGUGAGUUGUUUGAGAUUCUUGAAGAUGACAAGCGCCUUCCCGAAGAGCAAGUUCAAGCCAUCGCUAAGCAGCUGGUAAAAUCAUUUGCAUUACUUGCAUUCCAACCAUAUAAUUCACCGUGACAUGAAGCCACAAAACAUUCUUAUUGGUGUUGGGUCUGUCGUUAAGCUAUGCGAUUUUGGAUUUGCUCGAGCUAUGUCUACCAACACUGUGGUUUUGCGAUCCAUUAAAGGCACUCCACUGUACAUGGCGCCAGAGCUUGUGAGAGAACAGCCAUACAAUCACACUGCUGACCUGUGGUCCCUUGGUGUUAUAUUGUAUGAAUUAUAUGUUGGUCAACCUCCAUUCUACACUAAUUCUGUUUACGCUCUAAUCCGACACAUUGUUAAGGUGCCCCAAAGUCAAUUGACCUGGCCUGCUCUUCUCGAGCACCCCUUCAUUAAAGAUUCACUAGAGGAAGUUGAAGCCAGGGAAAUGCAUACUGCGGUAGUUAGACAUAAGGCAGCCUGGAGACUCAAAGAAAGUGGAGGUCAACAGAAAAAUGGUCUGACUAACUUCAAAAAGUGUGACUCGUCGACCCCAUUUAAGGACGCCUCUGCUCCCGGAGUUGUAGCUGCUGCUCAGUCAGAUAUGAAGAGUGCUGUCAAAGUAAAUUAUCCCUCUCCUGAGGAUUUCCUCGGAUUCUCAACCCAUGAGGUUAUUAAAAGUUCAGGUAAUGGGAAAUGUUAUUUGUAACCUCUUCUUCUUACUUUGAGAAUCUAGAUUUAUCCAACAGAUACAUAGAAGCGAGCAGUGCAUGUAUAUAUAUGUACUUUCAGUUUUAUUUAUGUCUAACAGUUUGGUUAAUCAUUCGGUUCAUCCAAAUCGAACCGAACCGAACCGGUAACCAAAUUGAUUUUUAAAUCUUGUUGAAUUAAACCAAAAUCAUAGUCGAACAUAAACCAAAAACCAACAAUUUUGGUUUAAGUUCGGCUCCGUAUAUAAUUUUAACAUAUUCAUGUCAUGACUAGACUAGUAAUGCUGUCAUAACUUAAGUCACAAGGCAGUCUUCUGACCGAACCAGCCUAACCGGAAAUAAACUUCAAAAAGUUUAUUUCUAAAAUUUACUUCUAGAGACACUUUAUGAGUUUUCAGUUAUACUUAGAGACACAUUUGACUUGUCACACACAUUUUGCGUGUCUAAAGACACUAACACCCCUCAACUAGACCAAACUUUAGUUUCUCAUUCCUCUUCUCUCCUCACUUGUUAUGAAACUCAUCCUCUUUUUUAUUAAAUGAAGGGUAUAACAAAUUUAUCCUCUUUCCUAAUUCAAUUAUAAUUUCUUAAAUGCUCAAACCUAAUAAUGAAACUUCGAUAAAAAUCAAAAGAGGAUUGAUAGGUGUGAUGAUAAGACCAGAGCUUGUAAUGAAAUUGAUCGCGGACGAGCUCAGGAUUCCCCGUGGCUCGGGAUUCACCGUGGCUGAGCUCAAGGUAGCUGCGAUGGAGUUUCAGAGAGUGGAUGAGCUUGGGAAUCAGGGACUGUUUCACCGCCUCGAGAACCCUUAAAAUUCAUCGGUCAUUUCAAAUCCACUGUGAGAUAACUUCUUUCCAAAUUUCUUUGGAACUAGUCAACUAGAUCUGAGUGUUGGUGAGAGGGUCUUUGAUCCGUUCGAGAAUGAAAAGUUUGAUAGGUUUGAUUAACAAAAUACAGAGUGCUUGCACUGUACUUGGAGAUCACGACGGUGAAGGAAUGUCGUUAUGGACAAGAUACUUGUGGUCAAGAGAAUUGUGUUAUAGAAGAGAUAAUUGUGAAAAUGAUAGUUAUGGACAAGAUACUUGUGGUCAAGAGAAUUGUGUUAAAAUUAUUCAUAUGUACAUGUAACAUGUCCAUAAUUUCUUAUCCAUGUUUUUGUAUUCACGUCUAUUCAUCCACAAAUAGCCAUCCAUCAAAAUCUAUCUACAAAAACUUCUCUGCAUAUAUAUAUUAUGUCCAUGACAUCUUAAUUGUCAACAACAUAUCGACCAAUUGAAUAUCCACAAAAUACAUAUUCAUCGUAUCGUAAUCUAACACAAGUUUGUCUUUCCAAUGAAUAUCCACCAAAUAUGUGUCCACUAAAAUCAUGUCCAUGCAAUUUUAUUAUUUUGUUGUAUAAAAAGGUAUAUCAAACUAGAUGUUAGAAUAUAGAAGAAAAAAAAAUUCUAAUUUUAGGUAGCAUAAAAUUUUGUUUUAAAUAUCAUAGAAAGCAAAAUAGUCAAAUACAUACAUGAAAGGAUGAAAUAUUUAACAACUAAUACUCCUAAAUAUCUUUUAUUUUUUAUUCUCUUUUCCACAACCUGAUAGAGUUACAGAACCGAACCGACACGUCUCAAAUCAAACCAAGUCUCCAAACCGAAAUACACUACGUAAUUGAUAACGUAAAAUCUUUAUUGUUUCUUUUCUGCAUUUUGUUUCAGUUGAUAAUAAGAAGAGAAUAGGACUUCCUUGUAUAUAGAAAACCAUCUCCUCCACUUUCCCUUAAUUCCCAUGUUGAAAGGAGUUACGACUCCACUUUGCUUCUGUAUCUUCUCUAUUUAAAUGAAUGAAAAAGCCAAAAAGAGGCAAUCUUAAUUGCCCAAAAAGUAUUGUGUUCUUCUUUGCUUUCAGUUUGCUUAAUUACUUGGUUCUCAAGCUUUGACCAAAAGUCAUAGCUAUCACAACCAUUAGAUUGUUUUCUACAAUCAGAUCCUAUGGCUCUUAUUGUUGUUAAUCUAAUGAGAGAAAGUACACGUCAGUGUCAUGUUUUAUUAAAAAUGGAAAGACAUCAAAAUGGAGAACGAGAAUUUUACUUUUCUAGUCACCUACUAGUUAGUUUACAAAAGACCUAUUACGACAAUGACUUGCGCCUGGGGCAUAUUGGCCAUUUUUCUGCCUCAAACGCAGUGAAUGUGUUGCUUCAGCAAAAUGUGUUUCUGAGAGUAAUAAUAAAGACAAAAGUGUCUUAAAGAGUAACUCACUCUUUUUCUUACAAGUUCCGUAAAUUUUAUAUCCAAUAAUUUAUCAAAUUCAAUUCAAUUACAAAUUUGUUAUUAGAAGAUUCUAUUUUCAGUUAGAGAGUAUAUUUUUCUAGUUAUCUCUAACACAGUCUAAACCCACCUUAUCGGAAAUAAUCUUCAAAUAUAUUUGUUUUCUUUGGGUGCAACUGGAAUGCUUAUUUGUGGGAUAAAUUUAUCUGGAAUGCAUCAUUCCAUUGAAUUCCAUGAAAUAUUUACCAGUUAGCAUAUUUAACUUCCACAUAGACUUUAUUUAUCCCAUUCAAAUGCAACUAUCGAUUUGUUAUUACAAGAUUCUAUUUUCGGAUAGAGACUGUUGUUUUGUAUCUGCGUAUCUCUUACACAGUCUUGUGUAAAAACGAAAUAAGAGCGGAAAUUGUCUGUGAAGAAGAACAAAACAUUCUAUAAAAA
Molecule: messenger RNA, 3507 nt
Organism: Brassica rapa (field mustard)
Lineage: Eukaryota; Viridiplantae; Streptophyta; Magnoliopsida; Brassicales; Brassicaceae
Product: serine/threonine-protein kinase TIO
Biological process (GO): protein phosphorylation
Cellular component (GO): cytoplasm
Molecular function (GO): protein kinase activity; ATP binding
Source: RefSeq, a predicted model, not a curated record